UGAGAUGAUGUGAAUUGUCCGAUGCUGUCUACGAGAGUUUAUGAGCUCUGAAUGAUCUGGUUCCGAUCAUUUUUGGAUUCCGAGUACAGACAAAAACUACUUCGCCAAUAUUAUAACUACGCGACAGGUGACAUCGAAAGGGACGAAACCAACAUGAAUAUCACGGUCGUCAUCUUCGCCCUGUGUUCGGUAUUGGCAGUUGUUCUUGGCGCUAUGCUCUUUAUUAGAAGAUACAGAACCCAACUUGCUGAAAAAAUGGAAAAAUUGAAAUUGAGCAAGGAGAAACGACCCAGGUUUCGAAAGCGGGACAAAGUCGCCUUCUACGGUCGGAAGUUGCUUCGAAAAGUGGCAGAAAGUGUAGAGCAGAAGAAAAGGAUGAUUCCGAGGAAACGAACCUUGAUGCGAUCCAACACUAGCGAGAGCUACAUGCGAAGGGAGCCCUCGGACUACUUUCUCGACCCCGAGCUGGCCAAAUUACGUCACAGAAGCAGUGUGCACUUCAUGGUGGGAACAAGCAGUAGCAUGAGUGACGAAAUCCCCAUGGAGAUGUUCUAUCUUCUGAAGUCUGUGAGGGUUUUUGGCUACCUAGAGAGACCUCUGUUCCUGGAACUGUUCAAGUUCAUAGAGACUAAACACAUUGCAGCUGGACUGUAUUUGUUUAAUAUUGGGGAUCCGGACGACACAAUUUACGUGGUGCAGAGUGGAAAAAUUGUCGUCAGUAUUCGCCACCAGGAAAAAGAGUGGCCGGUAAAAGAAGCCACGAAUGGAGAGAGCAUCUACAGUCUCCUGUCAUUCAUUGGCAACCUCACCGGUAGAGAGGAGAGGAUGAAAACUGUCUCCGCUCGAGCAGUCUGUGACUCGACUGUUGUCAAAAUGCCAUUCAGUGCUUUCAUCCCUGUAUUUGAGAAGUACCCAGAGACCAUGAUUAGGGUCAUACAAGUGAUCAUGGUCCGCAUGCAGAGAGUGACCUUUGCGACAUUGCAUGACCAGUUGGGUCUCUGUGAGGAGCUAAUGUAUUCUGCGAAACCGAAUAUGGGUGCUAGUAAUAGCUCUGGGACCACCAGUGGGACUGUCACAGCGAGUGGAGGUGACAAAAGUGGAUCAAACAAGGAAAACCAUUUUUACUUGUUUGCUCUAUGUGAUUCUGUGAUCUGUUGUAAGGAUCCCAAAAUUGGUAAUCCGAUUUUGAAGAAGUCGCCUACAGCCACGCACUUGACUACCAGCUACAAACCAGACGGGUCCGACCAUGACUCAUCCAACGCCUCCCUCAGUCCAUACAAUCUCACCCCCUCGGGUACACCUAAGAAGAAGGUUAAGGUCAAGAAGAGUCAGAAGGAGAGACUGAAGUCAGAGGAGAGUUUCAAUUCGGGCGACAGUGAGGGUGGGUCGAGAAGCAGAGAUGUGAGUCCGAAGAUGAAGUGGAGUUCAGUGACCUUUGACCCCGCUGCUAACAACAGAGGAACUCUGUUGGAUAACGACGAGUUCAAAAAUGUGAUGGACCGAGCACGACUUGAGCGCCUUGAAAGCGCUUCUAAGAUGUCCAACAAUACUCACACGCACCAUGCAUCGGGAAACGAUGAACUGUUUGCGGAUGAACUCAAUUUUUACAAACCAGGGGUCUCGCCUCGACAAACUAGAUCUCACUCUUUGACUUAUAGUCACAACUCAACCACUCUUCUGCAAUUAAACAAGAGUCUAAAGAAGAAAGAUGUGACUGAAAAUGUAUAUAUAGAAGCAGCUCAAUUAUUCGCAAAAGCGUUGGGUCUUCCCACCAAUAAAAGUUACCUUUUAAAUGAUAAAUUGCAACUGCACAACUGUACACCAGGAGCCGUGCUCUUAGAAGCAGGAGCGGUUGAUUCAAGUGUAGUUCUGGUUCUCACCGGGCAGAUAUUAUUAUCAAUGAAAGACCAUAAGAAUAUGGAUGUUACAGUUUACACUUUGGAGAGGGGAGAGACUGCGGGAUUGAUCCCAGUUAUCACAGGAGAGCCGAACAUGUUCUCGUUGAAGGCGAAAACAAUCAGUCGAGUGGUCGUUCUGAGUAAAGAGUAUUUUUACGAAUUGGUGAGUGAAGUACCCACUAUCCUUCCGAAGGUGUCGCGUGACAUCCUGGAGACUAUGUCGCCCUUCGUGAGACAAGCAGACUUCUCCCUCGACUGGAUGCAGAUGGAGGCUGGCAAGUCGGUGUACAGACAGGGAGACAGAUCAGAGGCCACAUACCUAGUCAUCAAUGGACGAUUAAGAUCAGUGUGGCAGAAUGUGGGUGCUACUAGGAAGGAGUUAGAGGGAGAGUACGGCAGGGGAGAUCUGGUUGGAAUGGUGGAAUUGCUGACGAAGAAGGAGCGCAAGACGACAGUACAUGCCGUGCGAGACACGGAGCUGGCUGUGAUCCCAGUGGGACUGCUGGACUUCAUGAAGGCCAAGUAUCCGGGCACAGUGGCCAGACUCAUCCAGAUCCUGUCCCAGAAGAUGAUGAACCAGCACGAGGACCUCAACUCCAGUACCCUUGGCCUUUUGGGUGCGAAGACAUUGAGUAAUAUAUCGACAGUAGCUAUAGUGCCCAGUAAUGACUCAGUGCCUCUAGCAUACUUCACCAUGGAGCUCCUGUGGUGCAUGAAUGCGAUCGGACCCUCAAUCCGGCUCACCAGUUCAGACAUUGUCAACAAGUUCGGAGAGACCGCUUUCGACAUGGUUAAUGACUACAAGUUGUCCAACUUCCUGUCACAGAUUGAGGACCAUCACCGCCUAGUGGUUUACCAGACAGACAAGACACUCUCCAGCUGGACUCAGAGGUGCAUCCGACAGGCCGACUGCAUUAUUAUUCUGGCAGUGGCCGACCAGGACCCGAAAGUGGGCGAAAUCGAGAAACAGGUGGAUAGAGUUGGAGUGAGAGCUCAAAAAGAACUAGUACUCCUGUAUAGACCUAUAGACCCUAAUUCCAAAUCAGAAGGCACCCAUAAUCCUCCCAGGAACACUGCUGUAUGGCUGAACAACAGAGACUGGGUUACCAUGCACCAUCACAUAAGAUGUAAAAACAGAAUAUUCUCAAGGAAGACGCCCUCAAAAUGGGUGGAGUAUUAUACGCCCGUGCUGAGUCGCCCGCCCGACAAGCACUCGGAUUUCAGCCGACUGGCCAGGCAUUUGACGGGCACAUCAAUCGGGUUGAUUCUGGGCGGAGGCGGCGCUAGAGGGGCCGCUCACUUGGGUAUUCUGAAAGCACUCCAAGAAAAUGCGUUAGUGGCUGAGCUGCUGAUGUCUUCGAACCUGCUCAAAGUAUUUGACCUCACGUACCCGCACACCUCUUUCUUCAGUGGGAAGAUCUACCACCAAAUACGCGCAGUAUUCCAUGAACUCCAAAUUGAGGAUCUGUGGAUUCCCUACUUUUGUGUGACCACCGACAUAUCAAUGUCCUGUAUCCGGAUUCAUUCGACAGGGGACAUCUGGCGCUACGUGAGGUCAAGUAUGUCUCUGUCCGGCUACUUGCCCCCUCUCUGUGACCCCUCGGAUGGCCACCUCCUCCUAGAUGGGGGUUAUGUCAAUAACUUACCAGCGUUCGUGGCUGAGAGGGCAGGGCAUGAGACUCUAGAUCUCGAGGUGCACCUGAAAAUAACUGUAGCAGCACCUGCACUGGCGUGUGUUUGUUGUGUUGUUCUAGGGUCUGUUUGGAACUACGUGCGUGCUUCCAUGUCCAACAACCCCUUCCUCCCACCCUUCGUAGACCACAAAGACAACCACCUGCUAGUUGACGGAUGCUAUGUCAACAAUGUACCCGCGGACAUAAUGAAGGAGCUGUGGAAUCCCAGAAGAGUGAUUGCUGUUGAUGUGGGUAGUCAGGACAGUCAGAAUCUGACCAACUACGGGGACUACUUGAGUGGGUGGUGGGUGUUGGCAAACAAGUGGAAUCCCUUUCCCUCCAAAAACCCACCCAUCAGGGUACCUGGCAUGGAGGAGAUCCAGUCUCGACUGGCCUACGUGCUGUGCAAGAAACAGCUGGAGGAGGUGAAGAAUUCGCCCUACUGCGACUACGUCAGACCACCCAUAGACAAAUACAAGACUCUAAGUUUUGGUCUGUUCGAUGAGAUCUACCAGUUGGGCUAUGACCAUGCAGCUGCCCUGUUCCAGCAGUGGGUGAAGGGUAACUACCUGUCGAAACUCCUGGACACUGCCAGUGACUCCGAUGAUCUAAUCAUGUCUGCGUCCAGUCCCUACCGCACUAGAGCCAGCAACUCAUACAAGCACAAAUACUCCAUGAAAGAGAGCAUGGACGAAUUCGCCCAAGUAGCCUCCCGGAUAUCGCGCCAGAUGCUGUCGGACAAAGACAACCAGUUCUCGACUGCCGAAAGCUCAGACGAACACUCAAGUACUGUCUUCACGAGUCAAGGUGCACUGCCUCCAUUUAAAGAGGAGAGCAACUACUAUUAUACCAAUCAAACUCUACCUCACGAAGAAGACAUUUCACACGGGGACACCAACGACAACAGAGACACGAGGAUCACUUCGGAAAAGCCGACAACAAGCGGCCACGACACUAUUGAAAGUUUGCCGAGGCAAGGUUCAAAUCGCAAUGGCCCAGCAAACGAAAAACAUGCUAAGUUCGCUCGCGGUAAUGCGGGGAGAACGAACGGCGGCAGCGAAGUGAGGAAUCGGUUCGCGGGGACGAAUCGUCACAUAACUUUAAUGGAGAGCACAAGCUUCGGUGAAGGAAACUAUUCAGCCAAUCAAAAUCGCAAGAAACGAAGUGCAAGUAGCUCACAGGACCGAAACGAGCAAUCAAGCGAUGAUAACUAAACUAACUUGGCCAAAUUAAGUAAAUUAGUUUAACUAGAGUAGGUAGUUAAAUUAAACUGAAGGUGCUUGCGAUAGAUAAAUUGUGCUUCAAUUGAUAGAUAAAACAGGAAUAUCAUAGCUUUGUUUGCAAAAUAAAGCUUUGAAUUUCGUGAAUUUAAAAUUCUUAUCUC
Messenger RNA from Symsagittifera roscoffensis, 4955 nucleotides. RefSeq names its product patatin-like phospholipase domain-containing protein 7. The record is from RefSeq and is a predicted model, not a curated record. Lineage: Eukaryota; Metazoa; Xenacoelomorpha; Acoela; Convolutidae. Gene Ontology annotation, molecular function: phosphatidylcholine lysophospholipase A1 activity. Gene Ontology annotation, cellular component: endoplasmic reticulum. Gene Ontology annotation, biological process: lipid metabolic process.